AUGGCAGAUUCGAAUGUGAAUAGAUCCUCUCGCUCGGAGCAGUCUAGCGCUAACGCGCGCGACGCACCAGAGUCAUCUUCGACGCCUUCGAAGAUCGACCAAUCUCCUGACGAGAUCAUCACAUCUCGGAAGGGGAAAGGUCAGGUCUCCGUCGCGCAGAAGAAGCGCGAGGCUGAAGGCCCCGUAGAUGGCGCCAUCGUCGUGCAGAAGAAGCCUGCCGUCCAAGCCCCGGAAAACGCUGCCGCAAGCGGUUUUUCCAGGAGCUUGAUGGUAGCUACAGAGAAGGAAGAUGAUCUCGGUUUCAAACGUGAACUAUUCCGCAAGCUGAUCGGCCUUAACCCAGACAUAAAAUACUCAAUUUCUGAAUCCGGCUACGAUCAAGCCACACCUGAGGAGAAGUUCAUGGUUAAUCAUCUGACCUCUAUGUGGAAACAGAAGAACGGUGGUUAUAUUCCACCAUCUCUUAUUACUGUCACUCGCCUGCGCCACGGCACCAGCCGCCAAAGAUUCAUGCAAGAGGAUCCAGGCGAUGAGGAUAGGGUACAUGAGGCAGGGCAGCAGCAGCAACAACAGCAGCAACAGCAGCAGCCCAAGGCUCUUACUGGCCCUGCGCCUCCGGCGGAUAAGAAGAAGAAGAAGAAGACCAAAGGCCAGCGCAGGCGCGCGCGCGAGGAACGCGAGGAACUUGAGCGCCAGGCAGCUCAAGCUACCGCUUCCGGCCGCGUGCAGGACGUGGAAAUGGAGAAUGGCCCUGAGAGCGAGGGCGGCAAUGGUCUUGCAGGCCAGAACCCCCCCUCUCAGAAGGAAUUCACCUUUCAAACUCCCGCUGGCGCCCCGUCUUUCCCUCCCGCGUCUGUCUGCGGAAACUGCAACAAGCAGGGCCACGUACUGAGCGCAUGUCCUGGUCCCGUAGACAAGGACGGCUUUGUUUCCGGUUGUGUGCUUCACAACACGAAGAAACACAGCUGUGACGAAUGCUACUUGUUACAGACCUUGUCGAUCGGCGUUCAUUUUGAACUCCUGGUCGAGGGACGCUCGGGUCUCCCUCCUAUCCGCUCUCAGGAGUCUAGCUGGGUGGAUUUGGCAACCCACUUCCAGCACAGACGCCUGAAUACCUACCCGCUGACGCGAUCGUUUAGCUUGAAGAUCUCGGAGGAGGCUAUCGCCUCUUACGACUUCAGCGGCGACGCUUCAGUCUUUCAGCUGGGGUCGGAUCCCCUCACCUGCUCUUUCGACGCCUUGAUCCUGCACAGCGAGAGGCUGUCGAAGACCGAGUCUCCCGCUGCGCCGCUCGAGGUUGAGGAGGAAGACCGUCAGGAUACGCCGAUGAUUAAUCAUGGCGACAAUUACGAUGACAACGAGGUCGACUUCGGGGACCUAACCCUGGACGACAUCGUCGAGCACUUAGUAGACUAG
Daldinia childiae is the source of this 1416-nucleotide messenger RNA. RefSeq lists its product as uncharacterized. The coding region runs from base 1 to 1416 and encodes 471 amino acids. NCBI's taxonomy places the organism in Eukaryota, Fungi, Ascomycota, Sordariomycetes, Xylariales, Hypoxylaceae. The record is from RefSeq and is a predicted model, not a curated record. The transcript has a single exon.